Aedes albopictus (Asian tiger mosquito) is the source of this 2208-nucleotide messenger RNA. RefSeq names its product luciferin sulfotransferase-like. The transcript is spliced from 4 exons. Gene Ontology annotation, molecular function: sulfotransferase activity. Gene Ontology annotation, biological process: sulfation. Gene Ontology annotation, cellular component: cytoplasm. The coding region runs from base 337 to 1410 and encodes 357 amino acids. The record is from RefSeq and is a predicted model, not a curated record. NCBI's taxonomy places the organism in Eukaryota, Metazoa, Arthropoda, Insecta, Diptera, Culicidae.
AUUUUUGAAUUCAAAUUGUCUUACAGUGGAUGCAUCAAUUCUGCACUUCAACCUGUUUUCUUGCUUUACACCGUUCUCUUCUACCGUUGCAUUGGUAGGAAAUAUUGUGCAAAUCAUGAAGUGUGUCUCUUAUAGGCAAUCUGUUCUCACGCCCGUGGCUAUCUCUGCCAGUGCAGCGUGACAAGUACCAUUAGAUCGUUGAACGCAAUUAUAUAGUUAACGGUUUCCCCCAUGCAUCCCCGAGCGCAUGGAGCACAAUCCAUAUAAGUAAUAUGUGCGUAAGGCUGCCGCUUGUAUGUUUAUUCACCGCAAUGUCUAGUUAGUAAAGAGAACCUGAUGGGCAAAAAUAUGCACAGUAUUAUUCUAGCACCAUCCGCAAUAAGACCUUCCAGAUCAAUAAGAAUGUUCAGCUUUGAAAAAAUCAACAAUCAAGUAUUGAACCGUAUUGAGUGUCCCGGAACGGAAAAGCAUUACAGAGUUACCCUUCCCAAUGGAUUACCCGAAAAUAUUCCGGAUGUUUUGAAAGAUGGCGAAAAUCGUUACUCUAUCAUGAUCGAAACAUAUUUGCCGUUGGCCGACAGGAUUAAAAAUUUCCAAGUGUACGAAGAUGACGUGUGGGUGGUGACAUUCCCUAAAUGUGGAACUACGUGGACCCAGGAAAUGGUUUGGUUGUUGAACAACAAUCUCAACUACGAUUACGCCAGAAAACAUUCGUUGGAAGAAAGAUUUCCUUUUCUUGAACUAACCGGGGCGUUGACUUUGAUCGGGGGUGAUUCGGUGACUGAGGUGGAGCAACUGGCUCGACCACGCCAUAUCAAGUCACAUCUUACGGCCAUGCUGCUCCCGGAUCAAAUUUGGACAGUAAAACCGAGGAUAAUCUACGUUUCACGGAAUCCAAAAGAUGCCGCAACGUCCUUCUAUCAUCACUAUCGCAACAUUGUUGGUUACGAUGGACCCAGGGAGCACUUUUUCGAUGCCUUUCUGGGUAACAAUUUAAUUUACGCGCCUUUUGGAGACCAUGUGAAAGACUAUUGGAAGCUGAAGGACCAGGAAAACGUUUUGUUCAUUACCUUCGAGCAGAUGAAAACAAACUUGAGAAAAGUAGUUAUGCAGGUAGCCACAUUUUUGGGUAAAACAUUUACGGAUCAGGAAGUGGAUGUUCUGGAGGAACAUCUCUCGGUAGAUUCAAUGCGAGCUAACAAAUCAUGUAACAUGGAUGCACUUGUGGAAUGGGCGAAGAGGGUCAACUACAGCGAAGAAAGGAGACAGAACGACGCAAAUGAGUUUAGAUUUAUACGCAAUGGAAAAAUUGGAACUUACAAAAUUGAUAUGAGCGAGGACUACAUUGAACGUUUCAACGAAUUUGAGAAAAUCUUAACAGAAAAUAUCGGAUGUAACUUCCAUUUUUAGCGUAUAAAAAAACACUAAUUUUUCAACUUCAGAAUUAUUGCUUUUGAUAGGUACAAAUUUUUAUCUGGUGGACCAAAUAAGCGUAGGGCCAAAACACAGAGAAACAGGCGUAACAUUUAGAACUCAUUUCAUUAAAUAAAACAUCGUCACGAUUAUGUAACCGCCCAUUGCUAAACGUACUGUGUUUGGCCGGACCAUCACUAGGUGGCGGUAGUGAGUAAACGUCAAACAGGAGCAAAAACGAUGCCAACGCCGCAAGUAGUCAAUAGACCUAAUCAAAAGACGUUUAAAAUCAGCUGAUUUUUUAGGUCUUUGAUAGUUCUUCUAUGAAAAUGACAGUUCAGCCUUUGCGCCUUUGUUCGGGAGCUGUAAACAACAGUGGCAUACACGGACCUGUCAACUGAAAAGGCCUACUGACCAACUACCGAAAAUUUAAACCAACCAUUAAAAAGUUGAUCGAUGGGAAGUGAUCGAAGUGUGACGUCAGUUUCUCUGUGGCCAAAAUAUGAGUUUUUUUUUCGAGGAUCCACCAUUAAAGACUCCAAGAAUUAAGCAUUUAGUUUCUCCAAAAAUUGCAAGCAAUGUGCUUUACUAGAAUUUUCUUUCUUUUCUUUCGCAAAGGCUUCUUUCUAGCUACGUGUCUUUUUUGCUACGGAUUUCAACAAAUGUGUCGUAUGUACCAUUAUUCGCUUAAUAAACAAUCAUAUUUGCAAAGCAAAAAUGAACGUGGACAUAAAUAUCACAAACAUAUUCUUCAAAAAAAAAGUCCUUAAGGCCAGGUUUCACUAAGUAAAUACU